Oryza sativa Japonica Group (Japanese rice) is the source of this 853-nucleotide messenger RNA. RefSeq lists its product as uncharacterized. The record is from RefSeq and is a predicted model, not a curated record. Lineage: Eukaryota; Viridiplantae; Streptophyta; Magnoliopsida; Poales; Poaceae.
UGCUAUCCCAGAAAGGUCCUUUUAGGAUAGGAUAACGCAUUUCUCGUCUUCACAAACGUACGUACGGUCUCACUCACUCACUCGCACCACCGGACCUCACCUGCCGCGGCCAUGGAGUUGCUGCUCCUCCCUUCUCGAGGCGCCGCCACACGCCCGCUUCACCAACCGAGCCGGCGACGCGUCGCCGGCGUGUUCACCGCCCGGCCGGCGGCGGUGGCAAGCUCCAGCAACGUCGAGGUCAUCGACACCACCGCUGCGGCGGCGGCGAGGGGGGACGUCGCCAAGAACCGCCAAGAAUGGCGCGCGGCGGGCGGGCUCGGGCUCGGGCUCAACCUGUCGGAGGACAUGAGGCGCGGGAUGAUGUGGCGGAUGCUGGCGCCACCCGCGGCGGCGGUCGCGGCGGAGGCCGCGUUCCUGAGGGUGCUUGACGGCGCGGCGAGCGACGCGGCGCCGGCCUGGGCCGGCUCCGCGGGCUCCGCCGUGCUGUUCGCCGUGGGGCUGCUCGGUUUCCACUACGGGUUCCUGUCGUCGAGGUGGAACGCCGCGGAGAGGGGCUCGCUGGUGGGGUGGGAGCUCGCCGCUAGCCACUGGAGCGAACUGUCCAUGGCCAAGCAUUCCUCCAUAGACGACGAAGUGGACGACGACGAGGACGAGGAGGAGGAAGACGAAGAUGAGGAAGAAGUAGAAGAUGAAGACACUGACUAAUUAACUCGAUUUCACAGCACUUUGUUCGAUUAAACCAUGAAAUACUCAGUAAAGUGGUUUAAGACUUGUAGUCAGAUAUAUAUAUUCAGAUUAAUAGAGAUUGUAGUUGUACAUGACCGUUUUAUGCUAAAAGAACAUUCAACUCGCA